AUGGCGUUGUGCUCACAUAAGGAACGCUUCUUCCCUUUCUCGCUUCCGACUCAUCUCCUCUCUAAGAUUUCCAUCCCAGAAAACCAAGUGAUUACCAUUAACUCUUCGUUACCUGUUGAAGAGGCUGCUUCAGACUAUGCUGCAAAGUUAAAAGAGGCCUUUCAAGGUGAGAAUAUGCCUGUCUUUGAUUUGCUGAUUUUGGGAGUAGGGCCAGAUGGUCAUACCUGCUCUCUGUUCCCAGACCAUCCACUUCUACAGGAGAAAGACAAGAUAGUUGCCCCUAUUAGUGAUUCUCCAAAGCCACCGCCUGAGCGGAUAACUCUAACUCUGCCUGUUCUGAAUGCUGCGCGGACUGUGGUUUUUGUUGCUACAGGGGACAGUAAAGCUGCCAUCUUAAAGCGAAUUUUGGAAGGUGAUGAGGCGAACCCUCUCCCCGCUGCUCUUGUCCAGCCUCAUACUGGGAAGCUGCACUGGUUUCUGGAUGAGUCUGCAGCCAAGGAGCUGACUGUUCCCUUCGAGAAGCACUCUAUCUUGUAGAACCAAAUGUUAGGCUGGGUUUCAGGAUCGGGAUCCAGUAGCACUGACUGCAAGACCUGCAAAGAGCUGGCUCUGUAACAUUCCAAGUCAAGGACUCCACAUCUGGUCGUAGUACUUGGGAGUGGCACUAAACUAAUGUUGUCUUUUUUGUUUCUCUUUUUAAGCAAGUGGUACUUUGUGGAGCACUGUAUAAUCUCUUUGGUUGGGGAGGGAAGAUAUAGGGUGCUUGUAUUUGAUCUCUAGCUGCAACUGGAAACGCUUGGGAUCGCGGAGGAGGAUAGUGUGGUGCAGUCUGUCUUGUGAACGGUUCAUGUGGUGUAAAGUGAAUGCACAAUAUUAAAGAUGUAAAUUUCA
Alligator sinensis (Chinese alligator) is the source of this 891-nucleotide messenger RNA. RefSeq names its product 6-phosphogluconolactonase (gene PGLS). Gene Ontology annotation, molecular function: 6-phosphogluconolactonase activity. NCBI's taxonomy places the organism in Eukaryota, Metazoa, Chordata, Crocodylia, Alligatoridae. The coding region runs from base 1 to 537 and encodes 178 amino acids. The transcript has 6 exons. Gene Ontology annotation, biological process: carbohydrate metabolic process; pentose-phosphate shunt. The record is from RefSeq and is a predicted model, not a curated record.